Aspergillus ibericus CBS 121593 is the source of this 1886-nucleotide messenger RNA. Its product is annotated as bifunctional C97 family peptidase/thioredoxin family protein. Gene Ontology annotation, biological process: protein modification by small protein removal. The transcript is spliced from 4 exons. Bases 82 to 1842 code for a protein of 586 amino acids. Lineage: Eukaryota; Fungi; Ascomycota; Eurotiomycetes; Eurotiales; Aspergillaceae. Gene Ontology annotation, molecular function: peptidase activity. The record is from RefSeq and is a predicted model, not a curated record.
GUAUUCUUGAGCUGGGGUUUUGAUUUUCUCUGCAGAUAGCCUUGGUGGUUUCGCGAAUCUAGUAGUGUUGUUCUAGCCAUCAUGGAUGUCGAGCUGUACGUCUAUGACCUGUCCAAGGGUCUUGCGCGGAUGUACUCGCUGGCCCUCACGGGAACCCAAAUCGAUGCGAUCUAUCACACGUCGCUGGUGCUGAACGGCGUGGAGUAUUACUUUGGCCAAGGCAUCCAGACAGCCAUCCCCGGCAGUACGCAUCAUGGGGAACCCAUGGAGAAGCUGCAUCUGGGCAAGACGGAGCUGCCCAUGGAUGUGGUGGAAGAGUACAUCCAGUCCCUCGCCGAGAUCUACACCCCCGAGUCCUACGACCUCUUUCUGCACAACUGCAACAACUUCACGCAGGACUUGGCCAUGUUUGCGCUUGGCAAAGGCAUCCCCGAGCACAUCCAGAACCUGCCGCAGACCUUCUUGAGCACCCCCUUCGGUCAAAUGAUGAAGCCCCAGAUCGAAAUGGCCCUGCGCGGUGUAACCCAAGGCACUGGCACUGUCGGUGCUCAAACGCCCGCCACCAGCGCACCAACCGCCCCUGCACCACCUGCCCCGGUUACUCCAGGCACCGUGCGAAUGGCACGUAACCUGGCCCAGCUCGAGCAAUACCUCGCCGCCGCGGCCGACUCCUGCGCCGUCGUCUUCUUCACCUCGGCCACUUGCCCGCCCUGCAAGAUGGUCUACCCGGUGUACGACGAGCUCGCGGAAGAGGCCAGUGCCAAAGCUACUCUCAUCAAAGUGGACAUUAGCACGGCCAUGGACGUGAGCAUGAAAUACGGUAUCCGUUCUACCCCCACCUUCUACAGCUUCCUCAAAGGCCAGAAGCUGGACGAAUGGGUUGGCGCCAAUCCAUCCCAACUGCGUGGCAACGUCCGUCUGCUCCUCGAGAUGGCACAUCCUCCCCAUCGGCACCAACAACUCCGUCUUCCUAGUCUCCAACGUGCGAUUACCAACUAUGUCACCUACAAAAAGGUCCCGCCUCUCGACAAGCUCAUCCAGAAAUUACACCCUCACCACGAAGACCAGCGCCUGGUCGCCAUCAUUGCAUUCCUCAAACAGCGUGCCUCUGCGCCAGCAGCAGACAUUCCCUUGCCCGAAAGCCUCCCUUCUUUUGCCAACUACCUCCAAACUACCUCCCGUUCCCUUCCUUUGGAGAACCAAUUCGCCCUCAUCGACCUGACUCGACUGCUUUUCCUCGACCCCCGGGUAUCCGGCUACUUUGCCGAAGAACCCAACCACGAGACCGUCCUCACUCUGCUCGCUCCAUCCACCUCCCUCUCCACCUGCCCCUACAACCUCCGCAUUGUGAUGCUCCAGCUAUGCUGCACCCUCUUCACCACCCCCCUCUAUCGAGAUCAACUCACCUCCUCGUCUCCCCCCUCCCCGGCCGCCAAGACACUCCUCCAAACGCUCCUCCACCUCACCACCUCCUCCCUCCUCGACUCGCACACCAACCUCCGCGUCGUGGCCGCCUCUCUCGCCUACAACCUCUCCGCGCACAACCACAACGCGCGCUUUGCCGGCCACCGCGAACCCCUCACCGAAGAAGACCAAGUCGAGCUGACCGCGUCACUCGUCGAAGCCAUCACUCAGGAAGAAGAGAGCCAGGAGGCGCUGCACGGCCUGCUCUUCGCAUUAGGGCUCCUCAUCUACGAGGCCCCUGCAGACAGCGCGGUGGUCGAUCUCUGCAAGGCCAUGGGGAUCGCGGAGGCGGUUGUGGCCAAGAAGAGCGUAGAAGCAGUAUCCAAGGAGACAUUGAUUCGGGAGAUUGGCGAGGAGCUGUUAAUGAAGGGGUUAUAGAUCUGCUUUCAUUUGUAUGCACGGUUAUCUUAUAUACUUAGAUA